AUGUUUAAUAUAAAGAUAAAGGCAUACACCCGUCUACUUGUUUUCUUGUUUCUUUUCUCGUUGUCGUUCCGGCUUUCAGUGUGUUCUGAAACCAAGAAAACUAUUUCGGAUGGUCAACUAUUUCAACAGUGUGCUGACUCCCUUUCUAAUACUGAAAAUAUUCAAUUCCUAGAUUCGUCUCUUGAGACCUUACGAGAUCUUUCUCAUGAUUAUUCUUUUGGUCAAGAGGUGGUAAAGUCGGAUAUAAAAGAUCAUUUAAUAAACUUCAUGAAUAAUUUAAGCUAUCCAGAAGCAACACGAUCUUUGGCUUCUAGUGUCUUCGCUUCUGCCUUCGCUAAUAACCCUGCUGUUCAUGAAUUAGCUGUCAAAGACAAUCUCAUGCCUUUGUUUAUACAAUCUUUAAAGCAUGAACCAUCUAUUUCUGUUAUAACGAAAAAACUUUAUUUGCUUAGUAAAGCUGUAGCUUCUACAUGGUCAGCGCAAUCAUUUGUCCAGUGUUCCGGUAUGGAUAUCGUUUCCGAUUUAUAUUCAAAAUGGCUUGAAAUACCAAAUAGCAAUAUACCAUUUCACAAAUAUGAACAGCUUCUUGGUAGAAUCGCUAUUCUCUUAGAGUCAUUACAUCUUCACCUUUCAAAAUACUCGAAAGUUACCGAUGGUUUAGUUUCAGAUUGGUGUUAUUUACUACAGUCACAAGUUCAGUCAAACUGGUCAUCCUACUCCCCAACAACUUUAGAGCUUCUUUUACAUACAAUCGUGUCUAUGCAAGUCGAAUGGGAGGUAUGCCCUAGCACAGUAUUCUAUGAAUGGCUUAAUGAUGAUCCAAUUGCAAAACAUCAUAUAAUACGACAAGAUCCUGGCUUUAGAGAAGAUUUCUUUGAUAUGAUUAACGAAGCUUUGUCCCUUCCUUGGCCAAAAAAGUAUUAUAUUUGA
Schizosaccharomyces octosporus yFS286 is the source of this 930-nucleotide messenger RNA. RefSeq lists its product as uncharacterized. NCBI's taxonomy places the organism in Eukaryota, Fungi, Ascomycota, Schizosaccharomycetes, Schizosaccharomycetales, Schizosaccharomycetaceae. The record is from RefSeq and is a predicted model, not a curated record. Gene Ontology annotation, molecular function: adenyl-nucleotide exchange factor activity. The coding region runs from base 1 to 930 and encodes 309 amino acids. Gene Ontology annotation, cellular component: endoplasmic reticulum. The transcript has a single exon.